Molecule: messenger RNA, 531 nt
Organism: Impatiens glandulifera
Lineage: Eukaryota; Viridiplantae; Streptophyta; Magnoliopsida; Ericales; Balsaminaceae
Exons: 1
Coding region: 1-531 (176 amino acids)
Source: RefSeq, a predicted model, not a curated record
AUGGCUCCUAUAACUAUAAGAAAGCAUAAAUCGGGUAGUUCCAAACGCCAAAGAAUAAAGGAACGAGACAAAUUUAUUCAAAGUCAAUCAAGGGCUAUGGAUAAAUUUGUUUUCAAUAAAGGGAGCGAAACACAAUGUUCAGGGGAUAUAGGGGUAGAUGUAGACAUUAAUGUUGGUGUAGAAGAAAAUGUGGAGCAAUCAAUGGAGACUCAAACACCUUCUGAGGAAGAUGUUGAUAUUGGCCUAGAAGAAAAUAUAGAGAAUCAAAUGGAGGAACCUUUUGAAGUAGAUAUUGAUGUUAAUGUAGAAGAAACUAUGGAUCCUGGUUUGGAAGGAAAUGAUAAUAUUCCCAACAUCUUUAAUCCUAAAAAUUGGGAUAAUCUUGCUCCUAAAUUGAGGGAUUUAUUGGUGAAAAAAGGUCAUCUAAGAGAUGUGUUGACAGGCAAAGGUCCGAAAAAUGGAUCAAAUAACAGGCGUUUCACAUCUAAAUUCUAUACUAUGCACUUAUCAAAUGGGCAGAAGUAUCAUUGA